AUGACACCGCCAACGGAAAUCAGGUGUCGCUGUGUUGAUUGUCUGGAAUCUACGACAGAUCAGGAGCGUCCCGGGCGCGUAUGGAAACGCAAGUCCCAAACUUUCAAAGCUCAUCAGGCUCUAGUCAAGGCAAACCGCUCUGUUCUGACUGGUCCCAAAAAGAGCAAUGCAUCGCCUUCGUUAUAUCAGUCAAAGAAUGUAAAGACUAGCUUAAUAGUUGAUAGCGCAAACAUCUUCGGAAACUCGCUUGAUCAGCAAGCCUCGAAUCACGAUCCCGGCACACACAAAGAGAAUCUACAGCCGUCUUUGACCCACCUUGCACCAGUCGAAAAGACCAUGUCACAUCUCGAUAUAUCGCACUUGAAAAAAACGGCCAAUCCACCGCGUCGACAAGAAACCGGUAGCCAUUUUCAGCAAAAAUGGGAUGGAAUGACUGUAGAGUCAGGUCAAUACGGUAGGCAUUACUAUGAUCAGUUUAAGAAAUUCGACUCAAAGACCUCGGCAAUGAACCUUGUCAUGGUAUGUCUGUACCUGUUUGAACACAUUGGGAUGGCGGUCGCUACACUUUGUCUUCACGUCAACAAUUCGGUACGGGGUACUGGCGAUCGUACCACUGGUAGUUCCCAAAAGGGUUGGUCACCAAUGGAUAUUCGGACUGUUCUCACAGAUCUAAGAAUUCAACCAAAGAUCCAGCGAACUCUGUGCUGUCCAAAGUGCUUUCGACUUUACUACGAAGGUGAUACACCCGAUAUAUGCGAUUGGCGCGAAACUCGCUCGAGUCACAAUGCCUUGGGAUUGAUGUCAAAGAAGAAAUUGAAAUCUUCACCACAGACAGCCGGCAAAGCACAAGAGGACGAUUCUGAUCCAAUGGAGGAGGGACUUGAAGAUUUCGAUUCCGAUGAUGGAGAUUCUGACCCUGAAGAUCCUGAGCUUCAAGGAUCAGAAUACGUUGGUGAUCAGGUUGUGAAUCAAUCACCCUCUGCAUGUGGCGAUGCCACAUCUCCCCCAGAAGAUGAUCUAUCGCUUGCAUUUGGAAGCAUGGCACUGGAUUAUGACAACGGACUUGAUGCUGAGCAAGAAGAUCGCGACAAUCAAUCCGAACCAGAUGCUUUCAUGGGAUUUUCAGACGAAGUGACAGGAUGCGAAGAGGAAGAAGAGGAACUAUCUGACUAUGAAGAGGUCGAUGAAAAAUACAAUCAUAUUUUUAAUGAAAAGAAACACCUCAAUAUACUAAGGGAAGUUAUAGGACAGGUCCAUCUCCCAUCUUGGAUUGGUAGAGUACCAAAGACGGUAGGAUCAAGCAAAGGUGGUAAAUUGAAAGCAGAUGAAUGGGUUAUAUUAUAUGAGGUUAUGAUAAUACCCGCCUUCAUACUUUUCUUCCAUAGACAAGGUCAUCUUUCACGGAUCACAGACCAUGAUAUAGUUCGAAACGCCCUUCAUCUGAUCAGUAUUCUCAAACUCGUGCGAAGAUUUGAACUGGAAGAUAGGGAUUUGGAGGCUUUGAAAUACCAUGUAAAAAGCUAUCGACACGGACUCGCUGGACUGUUCACUUCACUCUCAGUUACUCCAAAUUUGCACAUGUUACUUCACAUUCCUCAGGUGGUCAAGAUUUUUGGCCCUGCUCCUUACUGGACUGCAUGGUCGUUUGAAGCAACAAAUGGAUCUUUGGCCAGAAUUCCAACUAACAAUCAUGACAGCUCUAGGGAGUUUACAAUUCUAAAUAAGUGGACAACUGGUCAGAAUAUGCGCUGUGUGCUUCCGGACUUAUGCAAACAGCUACCAAAAAAAACCGCAGCAAGUCUCUCAAAGUUUGUGUCACCAAAGUGUACUGAUGGAAGUGCUUCGGCCUACCUUCGAGAAGGAAGCGGUGGCCCACCAAGCCUCAAAUAUAAUCCGAAAAAGAAUGAAACUCUAGAUUAUGAUUCCCAUCUCCUUCUUCUUGGUCGAAUGAAAGAAAUAUAUGGUAACAAGUACCAGGAUAUUUGGAUUGACAUCUCUCGAUAUGCUACUUUAUCAGCAGCUCACCAGAAAAGGCAUGGGUUCACUGACUGGCCUCACUCUGGAUUCAGUGUGGUGUACGAUAGGGAGAAAAAGAAAGAUGUGAUACGAUUGGACGAGAUUGUUAGUCAUGGUGCUUCUUGGGAAAAUCCGGAAGGCUGCUUUGGAAUCAAAGAGCCUACAUUGCUGAUUGUAAAUUUAUCAAAGACCUUGUGCACUGCAACUUGA
This is a messenger RNA of Melampsora larici-populina 98AG31, 2226 nucleotides long. RefSeq lists its product as uncharacterized. The transcript has 6 exons. The record is from RefSeq and is a predicted model, not a curated record. NCBI's taxonomy places the organism in Eukaryota, Fungi, Basidiomycota, Pucciniomycetes, Pucciniales, Melampsoraceae. The coding region runs from base 1 to 2226 and encodes 741 amino acids.